AUGCCCAGCCGCAAGCGCGCCGCAUCAUCGUCUCUGCAAUACCCGCGCCGACCACGGCGAAUUUCCCACAUACCUAGGAAGCUCAAUGCUGUAGCUUGCAUUGACGAUGAAAAUGCUUUGUUGGAUGGGACUGAUGAGAAUGCGUUCUACAGUACAGAUGACGACUACAGGUCCGAGGAGGAGGACCCCGAGAGCGAGAAAGACGAUGAAGAAGAAAUAAGUGCGUCCGAGAAAGAUAUCAAAGAGGAAGAAGAAGAUACGGACGAAGAGGAAGACAAGAAGAGGGUGGUUACUAUCAUUCCUCACGAAAUGUUACGUCCGCUCGAUGGUGUUGAAUACGCAGACCACAAAAUACAUAAGAAUACUUUGCUAUACCUGGAAGACCUUAGGGUCAAUAACAGACGUUCUUGGUUCAAGAGUCACGAGAAGGAGUUCAGACGUGCCUUAAAAGAUUGGGAGACCUUUGUAGAAACCAUAACGCCCAAGGUUAUCGGUUUCGACUCCAACAUCCCUGAACUACCACCCAAAGAUUUUAUAUUUCGCAUAUAUCGAGACAUUCGCUUCAGCAAGGACCAGAGACCCUACAAGGGUUAUGAUACACACCAUCGGGAUAUCCAACUGUUGAAAUUGAGAAACUACCAUGUUGUGAAAAAGGUUGACGAUGCAAUCUUUACCACUGAAGACGGUCAGGAGGGGAUAAUCAACAUCAUCAGUAUUCUCCAGCCAUUUGUCACGUUUCUCAAUGAUAUAAUCAUGCCAGAUCCUGAUAGAGUUUAG
This is a messenger RNA of Aspergillus chevalieri, 777 nucleotides long. Its product is annotated as DUF2461 domain-containing protein. Lineage: Eukaryota; Fungi; Ascomycota; Eurotiomycetes; Eurotiales; Aspergillaceae. The transcript is spliced from 4 exons. The record is from RefSeq and is a predicted model, not a curated record. The coding region runs from base 1 to 777 and encodes 258 amino acids.